UGACUUCGUGAUUGUCUCGACGACAAAAAAGGAAGGAUGGUCGCAGUGGAUAUCAACAAAAAGGGCAAGAGCCUUCGCAUCGGCAAGCGCAAGGGUGCUACCAUCCGAGACGUCAACGCGUGGCACUGGAUCAAGACGGCUGCCCGCCACUUCAAGAGGGAGGGCAACCUCUUCGUGCCGUCCUGCACGGAGCUCGUGAAGACCUCCUGCGGCCGCGAGCGCGCACCACAGAACCCGGACUGGUACUACAUCCGCUGUGCGGCCGUCCUGCGCGCGAUCUACCUCCGCCCCGGCGUCGGCUACGGCGGUCUCAGCAAGCGCUUCUCCAGCAAGAAGAACUACGGCAGCCGUCCGGAGCACAUGGUGCGGGCCGCCACUGGCCUCCUCCACUGGGCUUGCAAGUCCCUCACGAAGCUCGGCCUCGUGAGUGGCGGGAAGACCUCCGGGCAGUGCCUCACCAAGAAGGGCCGGAUGUUCGCGGACUCGCUCGCCUUCAAGGUUCAGGUCCGCAAGUUCCAGAGCAAGGAAUAG
Messenger RNA from Phytomonas sp. EM1, 531 nucleotides. The record is from the annotation of a GenBank genome assembly. Lineage: Eukaryota; Euglenozoa; Kinetoplastea; Trypanosomatida; Trypanosomatidae.